CCACAACACGCAUCAACACUCUGCAACACUCGUCACUCUCGAAUCAAACAAAACCACGCCCACCAACUGUUCGAUGAAAAUCCCAGACCAAACCAUGGAGUACAAAAACCUCGGCAGAUCCGGCCUCAAAGUCUCCCAGCUCUCCUACGGCGCGUGGGUCACCUUCGGCAACCAGCUCGACGUCAAGGAGGCUAAAUCCCUCCUCCAGUGCUGCCGCGACAACGGCGUCAAUUUCUUCGACAACGCCGAGGUCUACGCCAAUGGCCGCGCCGAGGAGAUCAUGGGCCAAGCCAUCAAGGAGCUCGGCUGGAAGAGAUCCGACAUCGUCGUCUCCACCAAGAUCUUCUGGGGCGGGCCCGGCCCGAACGACAAGGGUUUGUCCAGAAAGCACAUACUCGAAGGAACAAAGAAUUCUCUGAAGCGGCUGGAUAUGGAGUAUGUGGACGUGAUCUAUUGCCACCGGCCCGAUAUCAAUACUCCGAUUGAAGAAACAGUUAGGGCUAUGAAUCACGUGAUUGAUAAGGGGUGGGCUUAUUAUUGGGGGACGAGUGAGUGGUCUUCUCAGCAGAUUACGGAGGCGUGGGGUGUGGCCGAGAGGCUCGAUCUCGUCGGGCCCGUUGUCGAGCAGCCCGAGUACAAUUUGUUCUCCAGGCAUAAGGUUGAGUCAGAGUUUCUCCCUUUGUACACUAACUAUGGUAUCGGCCUAACCACGUGGAGCCCACUUGCGUCUGGAGUUCUGACCGGCAAGUACAACGCGGGGAAUAUUCCAUCGGAUAGUAGAUUUGCCUUGGAUAAUUAUAAGAAUCUUGCGAGCAGAUCAUUGGUCGAUGAUGUACUUAAGAAAGUGAGUGGACUGAAACCAAUCGCAGAAGCGUUGGGCGUGCCUUUAUCUCAACUCGCAAUUGCUUGGUGUGCUUCGAAUCCCAAUGUAUCGUCUGUUAUUACGGGCGCCACAAAAGAGGCCCAGAUUCAAGAGAAUAUGAAGGCUAUUAAUGUUAUUCCUUUGCUAACACCUGAAGUGUUGGAGAAGAUCGAAGCUGUUGUUCAAAGCAAACCCAAACGCCCCGAUUCCUACCGGUAGACGACAUCAUUAUUUUGCCCGUUGUCAUUUCAUCGUAAAGAUUGGUAUUUGCUAUUUCGGAGUUUUUUUUUCGUCUUUUUUUUUUCCGGGUAUUUUUAAUGAGUGUGGUGAUGAACUGUAAAACAUGAUUAGUGACUGAUAUUUGUAUAAUGUGAUUUUAUUUAUUUAUUUUGUUGUCACUUUGG
Erythranthe guttata (spotted monkey flower) is the source of this 1266-nucleotide messenger RNA. It is a transcript of the gene KAB1, whose product is annotated as potassium channel beta subunit 1. The record is from RefSeq and is a predicted model, not a curated record. NCBI's taxonomy places the organism in Eukaryota, Viridiplantae, Streptophyta, Magnoliopsida, Lamiales, Phrymaceae.